AUGAGGUUCUUCUCAACACUUUGCAGUGUGACCCUCGCGGUUUCUGCACUAGCCUUGCCAACCUCCGAUCAUGUCAUUCAUGAGAGGCGAUCUGGUACACCAUCGAAAUGGGAGAAGAUUGGGCGGGUCAAUGGCACUGAGCAUGUCUUGGUGCGCAUCGGUCUGACGCAGAGCAAUCUUGAUCGCGCGUAUGAGUAUCUCAUGAGCGUGUCCGACUCUGUGUCGCCUAACUACGGCAAAUUCUGGACUCAAGAAGAGGUACACGGCGCCUUUGCACCGUCAAAUGAGACCGUUGAUGCGGUACGAAACUGGCUUAUUGAAUCCGGUGUGGACGAGUCUCGUUUGAUCCACACCCAAAACAAAGGCUGGAUUGUGUUUGAUGCAACUACAAAAGAGGCGGAAAGCCUCCUCCACACCAAGUAUUACCACUACACCGACAAGGUCUCCGGUUUCAAAACUCUCGCAGCGGAAGAGUACCGCGUCCCGCAGAAGAUCCAACAACACAUUGACUUCGUGAAGCCUGGAGUUCUUCUGCCAUUAACCUCCAAGGGGCCAUCUGCCAAGCACACUAAAAAGUACAAGCCCUUGAAGCAGACAUCAGUUAACGCGACGUCUCUCAGUACUUGCGACGAGGUCAUUACUCCUGCUUGUGUUGCCGCUCUGUACAAGAUCCCUCAUGCAAGCGGCAACGUCAGCGCCAGCAACUCGCUUGGAAUCUUCGAAGAAGGAGACUACUACGCCCAGGAAGAUCUGGAUCUCUUUUUCCGUAACUUCACUCCGUACAUCCCGAAGGGGACACACCCUAAGCCGGCAUUUAUCGAUGGAGCAUCAGCGCCCGUUCCUGUUGCUGAUGCUGGUGCGGAGUCUGAUUUGGACUUUCAGCUCGCGUAUCCAAUUGUCUAUCCUCAAACCAUUACGCUCUAUCAGACAGAUGACUCUAACUAUGCAAGUGGGGAGAUUGAGACGGAUGGCUUCUUUAACACCUUUCUUGAUGCUGUUGAUGGGUCGUACUGCACCUACUGUGCCUACGGAGAAUGCGGAGACAGCCCGACCCUCGAUCCAACCUAUCCGGAUAAUUCAACCGGUGGUUACAAGGGACAGUUGAUGUGUGGUGUUUACAAGCCCACGAACGUCAUCUCCGUCUCUUACGGUGGCCAGGAGGCGGACCUCCCUGCUUACUAUCAGCAGAGGCAAUGCAACGAAUUCUUGAAACUCGGGCUCCAAGGAAUUUCCAUCCUCUUCGCAUCUGGCGAUGACGGCGUUGCAGGUCCCCCAGGCGAUGACUCGACCAACGGCUGUCUCGGAAACGGAACCAUCUUCAGUCCUGCGUUCCCUAACUCUUGCCCCUACGUAACCAACGUCGGCGCCACGAAGCUUUACCCCGGGAAGACCAUCGCGGAUGGGGAAAGCGCCGUCGUCGACCCGGCCGGCCACCCUUACUCGAUCGCGUUCUCCUCCGGCGGUGGCUUCAGCAACAUCUACACUAUCCCAGACUACCAAGCCGAAGCAGUCGCAGAGUACUUCAAAAACCACAACCCACCCUACCCCUACUACGAAGGCAACGCCAGCUUCGGCAAAAACGGUGGAAUUUACAACCGCCUGGGACGUGGGUACCCCGAUGUGGCAGCGAACGGCGACAACAUUGCCGAAUACAACGCGGGAGAAUUCAUCCUCGAGGGUGGAACAAGUGCUAGCACUCCGAUCUUCUCCUCCGUGAUCAACCGCAUUAUCGAGAAACGUAUCGCGGCAGGAAAGGGCCCGCUGGGCUUCCUCAACCCGGUUCUGUACCGGAAUGCGUGGGCAUUGAACGAUAUCACGAAUGGGUCAAACCCGGGCUGCGGGACGGAAGGAUUCUACACUGCUCCAGGAUGGGAUCCCGUCAGUGGUCUCGGAACGCCCAACUUCCCGAAGUUGCUGGACGUGUUCCUGAACCUGCCGUAA
Molecule: messenger RNA, 1941 nt
Organism: Aspergillus luchuensis
Lineage: Eukaryota; Fungi; Ascomycota; Eurotiomycetes; Eurotiales; Aspergillaceae
Product: S53 family peptidase
Exons: 9
Coding region: 1-1941 (646 amino acids)
Biological process (GO): proteolysis
Molecular function (GO): tripeptidyl-peptidase activity; serine-type endopeptidase activity
Source: RefSeq, a predicted model, not a curated record